GCCGCCCCCGUUUCUUCGUUCUUACGAUCUGAGAUACUGUUCAAUGUAUAAGCUAAGAAUUAUGAGCAUGUGAAUAAGUUAAUUGAAUGUUUUAAAAGAAUGGCACUGUUACUCAACAAAUUCAAAUUUCCACAAUUGAUGAAAGUACCUGUUCGGUACAAAGCGAAAGAACAUUGGGCUAAACUAAGAAAAAAGAAAACACCUACAGAUAAGGCACUGGAACAUUUUGAUGAUUUUUAUGCAUCAGUCUAUCAAGACAGUUGGCCAAAUAUACGUGCUGCAUUAUUAAAAGAAGAAUGUAAAUAUAUGGCUAUUGUUAAUAAUUUUAGUGAUACAGAAAGGAUACAAUCUGAUUUAGAGUUACUUGGUACAAUAAAUUUGGAAAAUUUAUAUAAUACUCAAAAAGACAAUGUUCGUUUCCUUAAUGCUGUAAAGAAAUCUGAAAUGAGUAAAUUACAAAAGGAAAAUAAUUCAAUAGAUGCAACGAAUACAUCUAAAGAUCAGUUAGAUGAACUUGAGAAAAUUUACUCUACUAAUUCUCUAAAUGUAUUAGAAGGAUUAAGAGCAGAAGAUACUGAAACUGUUAAGGAAGAUAGGUCAGUACCUGUAAAAUUACAAUCUAUAGAAGAUGAUUUAAAUGAAAUCAAUCUAGAUACUAAUCGUAUUAUCAAUUCCUCUGUAAAUUUAUCUUCACUUCAUGAGUAUAUACCUGCUACAAAAAUAAAAGGUUUGGAUGACUGGGUUUUGGAGUCUGACCAUUAUAAGUUUUAUGGUAAGGCUGCUGACCAUCAGACAAAUAUUGAGAAAGAAUCUGUUCUAUCAUUUCCAAAACACUUACAUGCAUAUACUUAUGAAAGAGGAAAUAAUACCAGAUUUCCAAACCCUAAAAAAGGAUCUACUGGUGUUUUAGAUUAUUAUUUAUUUGAUGGUGGAUCUAUACUUCCUGUAUUAGCUCUAGAUAUACAAUUAGGUGAUACUGUAUUGGAUAUGUGUGCUGCACCUGGAGGGAAAGCUUUGACUAUUCUUCAGACUCUUCUGCCUCGAACAUUGGUUGCUAACGAUAUUCAGCGAUCUAGAGUGAAUAGGAUAAAAGGGGUUAUGAAUCAAUAUGUUUCAGAUGUGUAUAAGACAGAAAAGAUGAUGUUUAUAACAGAACAGGAUGCUAGAGCAAUUGAUGAAACAAAUAUAUAUAAUAAGAUUCUAGUUGAUGUACCAUGUACAACAGAUAGGCAUAUUUUGCAUUCUGAUGACAAUAAUAUUUUUAAACCAUCUAGACUUAAAGAAAGAUUAAGAAUGCCGGAACUUCAGUCAGAGAUUUUAACAAAUGCAUUAAAAUUGGUGUCAGUGGGGGGUACAGUUGUUUAUUCAACAUGUUCUCUUAGUCCUAUACAAAAUGAUGGUGUUGUACAGGUAGCACUGCAAAAAGCAUACCAAGAAAGUGAUUGCGAUCUGGUCGUAAAAGACAUGACAGAAGCAUUAGUACCCUUGCAGUAUAUAUAUCAAUUUGGUAAUAUCGGUUCAAAGUAUGGUCACAUUGUUAUUCCCAGUAUCAAAAACAACUGGGGACCGAUGUAUUUUUGUAAAAUUGUAAAGAUACAGUGA
Habropoda laboriosa is the source of this 1602-nucleotide messenger RNA. Its product is annotated as 5-methylcytosine rRNA methyltransferase NSUN4. The coding region runs from base 100 to 1602 and encodes 500 amino acids. The transcript has 8 exons. Gene Ontology annotation, biological process: rRNA methylation. Gene Ontology annotation, molecular function: methyltransferase activity. NCBI's taxonomy places the organism in Eukaryota, Metazoa, Arthropoda, Insecta, Hymenoptera, Apidae. Gene Ontology annotation, cellular component: mitochondrial large ribosomal subunit. The record is from RefSeq and is a predicted model, not a curated record.